Messenger RNA from Gorilla gorilla gorilla (western lowland gorilla), 2081 nucleotides. It is a transcript of the gene AKR1B10, whose product is annotated as aldo-keto reductase family 1 member B10. Gene Ontology annotation, molecular function: oxidoreductase activity. The coding region runs from base 811 to 1761 and encodes 316 amino acids. NCBI's taxonomy places the organism in Eukaryota, Metazoa, Chordata, Mammalia, Primates, Hominidae. The record is from RefSeq and is a predicted model, not a curated record. The transcript is spliced from 10 exons.
GGGUCUCACUGUCUGUCGCCCAGGCUGGAGUGCAGUGGCACGAUCUAGGCUCAUUGCACCCUCCGCCUCCCAGGUUCAAGUGAUUCUCCUGUCUCAGCCUCCCAAGUAGCUGGGAUUGCAGACACGUGCCCCCACGCCCGGCUAAUUUAUGUAUUUUUAGUAGAGACAGGGUUUCACUAUGUUGGCCAGGCUUCUUUUCCUCCCUCCCCCAACUCUUCUUCCUUGCUGUCUCCCUCCCUACUUUCCAACUUUUGGCUGUGUUGAAUUUGUUGACUCAUCCUGAACAAGCAGAAACUCCAAUGAUACUGUCACCUAAGAGAGAACUUUGCACAAGGUUGCCAUGUUUAAUAAUUCAUUCACAGAAUCCUCAAUCUCACAAAAGCCUGGAAUGAAUUUCCUGUUUGGUUAUGGCAGGGAAGCUACUGUGGCUAGGCUCCAACUCCUCCCACUGUAGAUAGCAGCAGCCUUCUUAAGCAGCCUGUGGCCGAGCACAGUAGCUCACGCCUGUAAUCCCAGCACUUUGGAAGGCCGAGGUGGGCGGAUCACCUGAGCUCAGGAGUUUGAGAUCAGCCUGUCUCUACUAACAAUAUAAAAAUUAGCUGGGAGUCACGGUGGGCGCCUGUAAUCCCAGCUACUCGGGAGGCUGAGGCAGGAGAAUUGCUUGAACCCAGGAGACAGAGGCUGUAGUGAGCUGAGAUCCCACCACUGCACUCUAGCCUUGGCAACAGUGCAAGACUCUCUGAAAAACAGCAACAGAAAGCAGGUCGUGAGACUUCUACCUGCUCACUCAGAAUCAUUUCUGCACCAACCAUGGCCAAGUUUGUGGAGCUCAGUACCAAAGCCAAGAUGCCCAUUGUGGGCCUGGGCACUUGGAAGUCUCCUCUUGGCAAAGUGAAAGAAGCAGUGAAGGUGGCCAUUGAUGCAGGAUAUCGCCACAUUGACUGUGCCUAUGUCUAUCAGAAUGAACAUGAGGUGGGGGAAGCCAUCCAAGAGAAGAUCCAAGAGAAGGCUGUGAAGCGGGAGGACCUGUUCAUCGUCAGCAAGUUGUGGCCCACUUUCUUUGAGAGACCCCUUGUGAGGAAAGCCUUUGAGAAGACCCUCAAGGACCUGAAGCUGAGCUAUCUGGACGUCUAUCUUAUUCACUGGCCACAGGGAUUCAAGUCUGGAGAUGACUUUUUCCCCAAAGAUGAUAAAGGUAAUGCUAUCGGUGGAAAAGCAACGUUCUUGGAUGCCUGGGAGGCCAUGGAGGAGCUGGUGGACGAGGGGCUGGUGAAAGCCCUUGGGGUCUCCAAUUUCAGCCACUUCCAGAUCGAGAAGCUCUUGAACAAACCUGGACUGAAAUAUAAACCAGUGACUAACCAGGUUGAGUGUCACCCAUACCUCACGCAGGAGAAACUGAUCCAGUACUGCCACUCCAAGGGCAUCACCGUUACGGCCUACAGCCCCCUGGGCUCUCCGGAUAGACCUUGGGCCAAACCAGAAGACCCUUCCCUGCUGGAGGAUCCCAAGAUUAAGGAGAUUGCUGCAAAGCACAAAAAAACCGCAGCCCAGGUUCUGAUCCGUUUCCAUAUCCAGAGGAAUGUGAUUGUCAUCCCCAAGUCUGUGACACCAGCACGCAUUGUUGAGAACAUUCAGGUCUUUGACUUUAAAUUGAGUGACGAGGAGAUGGCAACCAUACUCAGCUUCAACAGAAACUGGAGGGCCUGUAACGUGUUGCAAUCCUCUCAUUUGGAAGACUAUCCCUUCGAUGCAGAAUAUUGAGGUUGAGUCUCCUGGUGAGAUUACACAGGGGAUUCUCUUUCUUCGCUGAAGUGUGACUACCUCCACUCAUGUCCCAUUUUAGCCAAGCUUAUUUAAGAUCACAGUGAACUUAGUCCUGUUGUAGAUGAGAAUCGAGGUGCUGUUUUAGACAUUUAUUUCUGUAUGUUCAACUAGGAUCAGAAUGUCACAGAGAAGCAUGGCCUGAAUAAGGAAAUGACAAUUUUUUCCACUUAUCUGAUCAGAACAAAUGUUUAUUAAGCAUCAGAAACUCUGCCAACACUGAGGAUGUAAAGAUCAAUAAUAAAAAAUAAUAAUCAUAA